Molecule: messenger RNA, 1504 nt
Organism: Hibiscus syriacus
Lineage: Eukaryota; Viridiplantae; Streptophyta; Magnoliopsida; Malvales; Malvaceae
Product: DNA repair protein RAD51 homolog 4-like
Exons: 11
Coding region: 275-1228 (317 amino acids)
Biological process (GO): double-strand break repair via homologous recombination; reciprocal meiotic recombination; telomere maintenance
Cellular component (GO): Rad51B-Rad51C-Rad51D-XRCC2 complex; centrosome; replication fork
Molecular function (GO): four-way junction DNA binding; single-stranded DNA binding; ATP binding
Source: RefSeq, a predicted model, not a curated record
GCUGGGGCCAACUCGCGACAACGCCAGGCUGUCAAAGACGCGUCUUUUGUCAGCUGAACUCUUUAUUGCAGGGGGAGUGAUCUUGUGGUUCUGGUUGCACCGUACGAAGUCGUGGAGCCGUAUAUCCGGCCAUCAAACGGGUUUUAGAUCUUGCGUAAUCAAACGGAUGAUAUUAUUUUCAGCGGGGGCAAAGAGAAUAAUUUUCAAGAUGAUGAUGAAUUGAAGAAAAAAGCGAAGCUGACUCUCCUCCUGUGUAUCAAGUUUAGACAAAUACAUGGCGCCUCUGAUAAAUCUAGAGACUGAGUAUCCAAUCAUAGAUUCCAGUUUCCGGAACUUCUGCGCUUCUCAUGGCAUUUUCUCAGUUGAAGAUUUCCUGAUUCAUGAUCUCUAUAUGUUAGCUGCUUUUGCGGAACAAAGCAUGUCUUCUGAGAGAUUAAAGGAGGGAAUUACACAAGUUCUAUCUAUCAUAGAUGAAAUGCAUCAGCCAUGGUUGAAUGGAAUGGAAUUGUUGGAGGAUGCUAAAAGGAAUAAACACGUCUUACCAACUGGAAUUCAAGGGAUUGAUUUGUUACUUGGUGGUGGGGUUCGUAUUGGCCAAUUAACUGAAUUAGUUGGACCGUCGUCCUCUGGUAAAACACAAGUUUGCCUACAAACAGCAUCAAAUGUUGCAAGUAAUCAUAUGGUGCUGUACUUAGAUACAGGUAACUCGUUUUCACCUGAACGCAUUGCUUACUUCCUUGGAAAGACCAAUGAUCUUGCGUCUGCUCAGGACAAAAAAAGUAUUCUCCAAAAAGUAAUGAGCAACAUAUUGUGUCAUUCUGUGUUCGACAUCUUUGCAAUGUUUGAUGUGCUACAUCAGCUAGAAUCUCAUUUGAGAUAUCAGGAUGGAGGAGGAGGUUGUCAGAUGCGGUUGCUAAUAGUUGAUUCUAUCUCAUUGCUGAUCUCCCCUGUACUUGGAAGCAACAGCACACAAGGGAGAGCUUUGAUGUUAUCUGCUGGAUAUUUGCUGAAAAAGUUGGCGCAUCAGCAUAAUCUUGCAGUACUUGUUAUCAAUCACACAGUGGGCAGUGAGGUAGGGUCUUCCAAACCAGCUCUUGGAGAUUGUUGGAAGAGCAUUCCACAUUCGAGGCUUUUCGUCUCGUGUGACCAUGGGAGCAAUGACUACAAUGUUUCCAUUUUAAAACACCCAUCCAUGGCUUCUGGGAAGGCUGCCAGGUUUUUGAUAUAGGACCAGCCCAUACAGGCCAUGAUCAGAGGGACACCACGUUUUUUUUCCAGGACGGUACUUCCAUUGGGUUCCAAGAAAGGAAUUCCAUUGGCUUGGGUAUACUGAUGGAGCUGAGCCUCCAAAUAUAGAAAAGAAUUGACAGCGUGGGAUGAGAGGAGUUGAAAUUUGUUUGUUUCAGAUGGUGGAAGAGGUUAGAGUGUGUCCUCAUCAGCGAGGACACUUGCUACAUGGAAUAUAUUUCACUUACUGUUUUAUCCACAUAAGGUGUUGGCAUGU